AUGUCAUCUGAGUAUCAUUACUUGUUCUCCCACGUCUCCAAGACAGAUACCGUUCAUGAAUCCGCAAUUAAAUACCGCGACUUACGUCUCAGAGCGCUAAAGGCAUCUCCAGAGUCCUUCUCUUCCACAUACGAAAUUGAAUCUCAAUUCACAGAGACUCAAUGGAUGGAUCGCCUCCUCCAAGACGAUAGAGAGAACUUCGUCUGCAUCGCAACCCCAAUCAACCCUGACACAUCUUCCGCGGCACAAUGGAUAGGACAAGUGACCUUGAGAGGUCCAUUCAGCAGAAAAGAUUUCACUCUUCCCGAGGUUUCCGGUCAACCGAUGCCCGGCGGGGACGACGAGGAAGAUCGUUGGCAGAUGCUCAGCCUGUUCAUUCUGCCGGAACAUCAAGGACGGAAACUUGGACAAGGUCUAUGCCGGGAGGUUAUUAGACACUUGCAAGAAACUCAAAAAAAGGCUAGAACCGUCGUGAGAUUGAUGGUCAAGCCUCAAAACACCGCUACGGUUCACUUGUAUGAAAAGCUUGGUUUCGAAAUCGUCGGGAAAUGCACAUUGGCUGAGGCUCUUGUCGCGAACGGAGAUGGUCAUCUGCUCCCAGAAGAUAUUACAGACGCCAGGUACUCAACUAGAGCAGGCCUGGUCAUGAUCUAUACUAUCUCAAAGGCUGCCUAG
Molecule: messenger RNA, 675 nt
Organism: Fusarium musae
Lineage: Eukaryota; Fungi; Ascomycota; Sordariomycetes; Hypocreales; Nectriaceae
Exons: 1
Coding region: 1-675 (224 amino acids)
Molecular function (GO): acyltransferase activity, transferring groups other than amino-acyl groups
Source: RefSeq, a predicted model, not a curated record